Molecule: messenger RNA, 2357 nt
Organism: Eruca vesicaria subsp. sativa (arugula)
Lineage: Eukaryota; Viridiplantae; Streptophyta; Magnoliopsida; Brassicales; Brassicaceae
Source: the annotation of a GenBank genome assembly
AAGAGUUUGGUUCUACAAGACCUCGAAAAGUGAUCGUGGCUUCCAAAAAUAUAACAAAAAGUGACGUAUGCAAAGACGUCAAGUCUAUUAAACCAAAACGUCUCUUGUAUAUAUAAACAGAGAGAUGCAUAAACUUGUACAAUCAUUCAACACGAGAGGCAAAAACAGCUCUUCUAAAAGCUUCAGAGUCUUUCAUCCCUCUCAAAUUUCUCGAAACAUCUCAUUUUCUUUUCAAUCAAAGUCAAACAUGACUAGUAACUCUCACAAGCUCCAUGUUAUGUUCUUCCCUAUGAUGGCUCAUGGCCACAUGAUACCAACUCUAGACAUGGCUAAGCUUUUCUCUAGCAGAGGAGCCAAAUCCACUAUCCUAACCACACCUAUCAACGCCAAGAUCCUCCAGAAACCCAUCAACACAUUCAAGAACCUGAAUCCGAGUCUCCAAAUCGAGAUCCAGAUCUUGGACUUUCCUUGCCUGCAGCUCGGGUUACCAGAAGGAUGCGAAAACGCUGACUUCUUCACCUCAAUCAACAACAGUGAUGAUAGACGCGCCAUGAUCUCCAAAUUCUUUUUUGCGACCAGGUUUUUCAAAGACCAGCUCGAGAAGCUCCUUCAGACAAGGAGACCUGACUGUCUUAUCGCCGACAUGUUCUUCCCAUGGGCUACCGAAGCUGCUGAGAAGUCCCAUGUGCCAAGACUUGUGUUCCACGGCACUGGCUACUUCUCUUUAUCCGCUGGUUAUUGCAUCAGAGUGCAUAACCCACAAAAGAGAGUAGCUACAAGGAAUGAGCCAUUUGUGAUCCCUGAUCUCCCUGGGAACAUUGUGAUAACUCAAGGACAGAUCAAUGACCACGGUGAAGAAACCGAGAUGGCGAAGUUUUUUGCUGAGGUUAAAGAAUCAGAGGUGAAGAGCGCAGGUGUUGUUGUGAACAGCUUCUACGAGCUCGAACCUGACUACGCUGAUUUUUACAAGAGUACUGUAGCGAAGAGAGUGUGGCAUAUAGGUCCACUCUCGGUUCAAAACAGAGGAUUUGAGGAGAAGGCUGAGAGAGGAAAGAAAGCAAGCAUUGAUGAGGCUGAAUGCCUCAAAUGGCUUGACUCCAAGAAACCAGAUUCAGUCGUUUACAUGUCAUUUGGGAGCGUGGCUAGCAUCAAGAACGAGCAGUUGUUGGAGAUUGCUGCAGGGUUAGAAGCUUCUGGCACAAGUUUCAUCUGGGUUGUGAGGAAAAAUGGUGAAAACACAGGUGAGAAAGAAGAGUGGUUACCAGAAGGGUUUGAAGAGAGGGUCAAAGGGAGAGGUAUGAUAAUUCGAGGAUGGGCUCCACAAGUUCUGAUCCUUGAGCACCAAGCAACCGGUGUGUUUGUGACUCAUUGCGGCUGGAACUCACUUCUUGAAGGAGUGGCUGCAGGGCUUCCGAUGGUGACGUGGCCGGUUGGAGCUGAGCAGUUCUACAACGAGAUAUUGGUAACACAACUGCUCAAAACUGGAGUGAGCGUGGGAACGAACAAUCAUGCAGUCAUGGGAGAUUUCAUUAGCAGAGAGAAUGUGGAUAAAGCAGUGAGGGAGGUGCUGGCUGGGAAAGAAGCUGAGGCGAGGCGUAGCCGUGCAAAGAAGCUUGCGGAGAUGGCUAAAGCUGCCGUGGAGGAAGGAGGGUCUUCUUAUAAAGACCUAAGCAACUUCAUAGAAGAGUUUAGCUCAUAGAUCCAGUCAUCUUGUGAUUUUGAGUUGUAAACUCCUGAAAUCUGGCAGAUCAUUAGUUUCAAGUCAGUUUGACAAAUAAAAGCUCUCUGUAAUUUCUUUUAAGGUUCAGUCUUUUCUUGAGUUCUUGAUGAAGCCACCACUAUAAUGUAAGAAGCUCCAUCAAAUGUUGCCACAUGUUCAUUAGAACUUUGAUUUCUUUGGUCUUUGUCAUGGUAAUAAGAGUACACUUGUGCUACAAUAAAUUUUAUAUAUCAAAUACUAAUUGUCUUCUAUAUAAGAGGAGGAUACCUGGCUGCGUCUUCAAAUUGAAUGCAUCACAGUCAACGAGAAAAGAAGGUAUCAUCAGCUCCCCAACAACACCAGCUGAUUCUUCUUCAGUUGCCACUACCAAUAAUCCCCGCAAGAACAAGAACCAUCCCUAAAAUGGUGGAACCGGUUUGUAUCUCUCACAAUGAUCUCCCUCUCAACCACCUUUGAAACCAACUUGAUUGCUGAAUGGCAAUCUCCACAAACCCGAAUGUUUUUCUUUAUGUGUAUGGUUGAACCAGGAGGAGUGUUUAAAAGAGCAAACGCCAACGCAAUUUUCUCGCUAUGAUACUGUAAAUUCACUUCCCUCUCCUGUUGAUCUACAUGGACUACUACAUGGCUGGUGUCUGGC